Molecule: messenger RNA, 4555 nt
Organism: Octopus bimaculoides (California two-spot octopus)
Lineage: Eukaryota; Metazoa; Mollusca; Cephalopoda; Octopoda; Octopodidae
Cellular component (GO): nucleus
Source: RefSeq, a predicted model, not a curated record
UGAAGCCGUCGUAUGUAUGUAUAUAUAUAUAUAUAUGUGUGUGUGUGUAUAUGUUUGUCCCCCCCACCCCCCAACAUCGCUUUACAACCGAUGCUGGUGUGUUUACGUCCCCGUAACUUAGCGGUUCGGCAAAAAGAGAGACCGAUAGAAUAAGUACUAGGCUUACAAAGAAUAAGUCCUGGGGUUGAUUUGCUAGACUAAAAGGCGGUGCUCCAGCAUGGCCACAAUCAAAUGACUGAAACAAGUAAAAGAGAGAGAGAGAGAGAGAGAGAGUAAAGAGAGAUAUAGACCAGAUUUGGCCAAGUUUCAACGCAGUGGGACUUGAACUCAGAACCAUGUGGUUACCACACAUUUAUGACUGCGCCUAUUUUACCCACACAGACGCGCGCGCGAGCACAAUAUAUUUGUACGUAAAGCCGUUGUACUGGGUUCGAAACUGACACCAAUAAACACUCACCAGCUUCGCGUUAUUUUCUUAAUUGCUUCGAAAUUUGAAAAAGGCAAAGUUCUGGUUUCUUUGGUGUUGGUGUUUUGUAAAGUUUUUUAAUAUUUUCCUUCUGUAAAUAUAUUUAUAUAAUUUUUUCUUUAUAAUCUUUUUAUUUUCAACUAUAUAUACCUGGUGAUCUUAUGAAAAUAUUUUUUACUUUUUAUCGAGAUUUAAUAUUUCUGAAAUCUUAAUUACAUUUACACACACAUAAUUACAUGUGUGUGUGUACAUAUAUAUAUAUAUAUAUAUAUAUACAUAUAAGCACGAACAUUUAUUUCGCAUUUAUGUAUAAUAUUUAACAUUCUUACUUUCAUUUACGUAUUUUCCUCGUGACAUUUAUGUGUAACCGAUUACUUUUUUGUUCCUUUCGAAUUUCAUAUAUAUCAUUAAUUUCAUUUGUACUUCAUAAACGUCUCUAUAUUCUUUCAUAUACAACUUACGUAUCCCGUUGAACGUGUUAUACACACACACACACACACCUUGCUUUCUUUUCUCAGUACAACAACGAACAAUACAAUAUUCGUCUGCUAACGGUACUGAGUACUGUUAAGGAAUCGGGAAUUAUAGCACGUUUUAUUUCUUUUUCUGUUAUCCAUGCAACCGGAACAUCAAACUGGGAACUAGUUGCAUAAAGUCUUAAACAGAAAUAACGCCUCAAAAAACGAACGAUUUGAAAUUCUCUGCUGUUAUUGGCCAUCGUUCUUCACCAAACCAAUUUAUAAAUUGAUAGACUCUUAUCAACAGCGGAAAAAAACCACAUUAUCGACAUCACCGUUAACGGUGACAUGGAUAAGUUGUAACUGAAGUACAGGAGUAAAAAAAAAAAAAAAAUACGAUAUCGACAUAAGUGAUACAGCGACGAUGACCUAUAACUGAAACAGCAUCGUCAUCACCGCCACCGCCACCAUCACCUUUGUCUUCACUGUAUGUAAUAGCCGCAUUCGCCACACUUUGUAACGGCUCAAAUACUAACGGAGCAGCGUACCUAUAAUUUAUAACAAGAACAACAGAAGCUGGUUUUAAGAAAAUAUAUAUAAAAUAAACUGUGACCAUGUCUUUGAAUGAUGUUGAUAUUGAUGAGAUGUUUUUGCAGAUGAGUGAGAAGUUGGGUUGGCUUCAGUUAGGUGAUGUAGACUCUGCUAUUCGUUCUUUGACAAAGAGACAAAAGCACAAGGAGAGUGCAAAGAAAGGCUCCACAGCGAAAGACAUCAGCGCCUCUUCUAAGAACAGUAUCACUGCCAACACUGCCGCCACCACGUCAAAGGUGAAGAAGUCUAAGCCUUCUACGAAGAAGCAGGGCGUUUCUGGGAAGUCUGAUGUUAGAUCCAAUGGAGAUUGCAAUAACGGUGCCAUUAAAGUUGGAAGUAACCACAAGGAAAACAUGAAAGCAGAUUUGUUGGACAAAACUGGUGCAAAAAGUCUUGGGAAAAUUCAUGUUGGUUUAGAAUCGCAGCCAGAAAAGGACCUGUUCUUGGCAACGUCAACACUGGAGUUCCUCGACAGCCCGGACUUGGUUAUGAGUAGUACUGGUUAUAAUGAUAUUGAUGAUGAUGAUGACAAAAUAGGAAGGGACAAGAGAAGUUUGGUCACUUCUGUAUUUUCCCAGCCACCUAAACCCGAUUCACCAUCCUGUCGGCACAGUGAUGACUCAAAUAGCAACAGCCUAAAUAGCCCAUUGAAUUUGUUUGGUUCCGAUGACUUCCCUUCGAUGACUGGUAUUUGCAAGAAGAUCUCGUUUGUAUUUGACGACUCGACCAGCGAAAGUUCUUUCAACGACAGCGAUUCAGCUUCCGAUACCUCGAACAAUAGCUGCAUCAUUGAAAAAACUCCUUUGACAACAACAACAAUUCAAACACCUCCCACGGUUGCUGAAACUGCAAAGAUGUCAGAGAUUCCUACCAUGGAUGAUUGGGAUGAUAUUUUUCAGUAUUUUACUCCAUCUCCUCCCGACCGUCAACUUCCGAAACUGGAAACCAAAAUAGGCAAGAACGGCCUAAGUGGCGGUGGUGGUGAUGAUGGUGUGUUUAGAAAACCAUCUGUAUUUCCCGGCACCAAUACUAAUUCUUCAACUGGAUCUAAAUCCACUGUGACACGAUUAAAGACUCCAGUUUCGGAUAAAAGAUCCACACCCGUGAACAAUGUAUUACCAAAUGUUCCAUGUGGCGGCAAAGUUCCUCAAACCUGUCCAACGCAGAGGUACUUACUCCAGCCAAGGCCUCCACAUAAGACAAACAAACAGCGUGAGGCUGAUGGUUACGCUUGUUUCUUGAAAUCCUUGUCAGAAAAUGCCGAAAACUUAUCGUAUGUUGAUGAAGAAGCAAGGAAAUUUGUAAAAUACUUCAAGAAAUUUCGAGUGCAGCUUGUUAAAAAGCUUUUCGUAAUUUACAACGAAACCAUCUUUGAUAACCAGUUCCCAGCAGAUUUACCGAUUGUCUGGAACAAGCGUUUACUGACCACGGCUGGUCACUGCAAACUUAAGAAGAAAACUAACACUCUACGUAAAACCCAGGUGAGAACAGUUGAGGUUAACCUGGCGACCAAGGUGUGCGACACGGCUGAACGAGUUCGUGAUACACUUAUCCAUGAACUGUGCCAUGCUGCAGUCUGGUUAUUCAACGGAAGUCAAGGAGGACAUGGUGUGCUUUGGAAGUCUUGGGCGAGGCGAGCGAACCGACGCUAUCCUUCGGCACUGGCCAUUAUCGAACGUUGCCACAGCUAUAACAUUGCAAAGAAGUACACGUACAAGUGCGUCCAAUGUGGUUACAGCUUUGGCCGACACUCCAAGUCUCUGGAUACGACAAAGAAGGUCUGCGGAUACUGCCACGGCCGUUUUGAGUUGGUGACCGCUGCGGAUUCCACCCGUGGUUCCAACAAAGGUGGCUCAGAGAUGACGCCAGCACGCACCCCUAACAAGUUUGCCCUGUUUGUCAAAGAACACUAUGGAACGGUGAAGAAAUCAAGCUCAUGUUCCCAUAAGGAUGUUAUGAACAUUCUUAGUCAGAAAUUCAAAGAGGCCCGGAUCAGUUGAACAAAAUUGGAAAUCUUGAUGCUGAAGGUACAAUGUGGUAAAAGCAUCAAUACACACACACACACAUAUAUAUAUAUAUACACAAAUGUAAAUAUGUAUAAUGUAAAUCAUCAUCAUCAUCAUCAUAAUCAUCGUUUAACAUCCGCUAGCAUGGGUUGGACGAUUUGACUGAGCACUGGUGAAACCAGAUGGCAACACCAGGCUCCGAUUUCGCUUUCGCUUUCCCCAAUAAGUCUUCGCAAGCUGAGUUUCGUGUCCAAUGAGGGAGACGACGUUGGCACAGGUGCCAGUCAUCGAAUUUAGUUCUGUUUCGAUUUCGCUUGCCUCAACAAUAAGUCUUCGCAAGCUGAGUUUCGUGUCCAAUGAGGGAGACGACGUUGGCACGGGUGCCAGUCAUCGAAUUUAGUUCGGUUUCGAUUUCGCUUGCCUCAACAACAAGUCUUCGCAAGUGGAGUUUAGUGUCCGACGUAGGAAAGGUACGCAUAAGAUUGCAUGCAGUGUUUAAGGGCUCUACAACUCACUGGAAAAGAGGGGACAGAAAGGAAUACGUUGGCUAAAGAAAGACGACAAUAAAGGGAAGAAAUACAUGGAAAGUAUAUGGAAGGAAACAGAAAAAAAAGACAGAAAAGUGAACAGUAAAAGUGACAUAAAGCAAUAAGGUUGCAUGGGAAUAUGAAGAGUUUGGAAGCAUGGAAUUUUACAAGGAUCUUUUUUUUUUUUUCUCACAUGGAAAAAACUUUAAUGCAACAGAAUAAUUUUAUAUAUAUAUAUAUAUAAUGUAUAUUUUAAUAUUACAUUUCUGCAUUGUGAUGCUAAUAACCUGUCAUUUAGAACUCAAUAACAUACUUCAGUCUUUGGAGCUCUGAUGAAGCUGUAAGGAUGAUAGUCAGGCACUCAACUACGAGCGCAUUGUACCUCACAGCAGAAACAGCUGUAAGCUAAUGAAGUUCAUAACAUAAUUAUUUAUUCCAUUGUCAUCCCACUUUCUUAUAUACAUACAUACAUACAUAUAUAUAUAUAUAUAUAUAUAUAUAUAUAUA